CGGUAGAAUGAAAUCGGGUGUUGAUUUACCUGAUGAGGUUUGUGAACACACACAAACCUCAUCAGGUAGAUCAACACAGGGGGGUGUGGGUUAGUGAGCACGUGAGUAUGUGAAGUGAUAAAGCAGAAAGUGAGGACAUCAAGUUGUUUAUAUAAUCAGAAUGAUGUCAAAUACUUAUACAGAAGUAAUGGAAGGAGGAGGUCCCAUGAGGGGAAACCAGGAACCGAAGAAAACAGGAGUGCAGCCAGAACUGAGACGGAGGGAGGUGGGGAUUCAGGCCAGUUUCAGGGAGGAAUGCCAUCCAUUCAUGACUGAGUAGGACUUGGACAAAUAACUGAAUGGUGGGAUGAAACUAAAGCAUCUUUGUUGUUUGAUCCGCAGUCCUGGCAGAAACAGGAUGCUGAACAGAGUCUCCACUCUGGUCCUGAAAAGAGGAAUUUCUACACUUCACCAUGACAGCCUCUUCAGGGUUCACCCAUCCGUGUCUCAGGCUCUGGCGGAGAAUGCACCAGUGGUGGCCUUGGAGAGCACCAUCAUCACUCAUGGGAUGCCCUACCCUCACAACCUCAGCACGGCGAAGGAGGUGGAGGCGAUAGUCCGCUCCCACAAUGCGACGCCUGCAACUGUUGGAGUCAUUGAUGGAAAAGUCCAUGUUGGUCUGUCCUCUGAGGAGCUGGACUAUCUGUCAAGAAGCAGCAGCUCCCUCAAAGUGUCCCGGCGUGAUCUGCCCUACGUCAUCAGCAAAGGUCUGUCAGGGGGCACCACAGUGUCAGCAACCAUGAUUGCAGCCCACAGAGCUGGCAUCCCAGUGUUUGUCACUGGAGGCAUUGGAGGUGUGCACAGAGAUGGAGAGAACAGUCUGGAUAUCAGUGCUGACCUGACGGAACUGGGCCGGACCCCCAUCGCAGUGGUCUCUGCUGGAGUCAAGUCGAUCCUGGACAUCGCUCGCACCCUGGAGUUCCUCGAGACUCAAGGCGUCUGCGUUGCCACUUACGGGCCCUCGAAGAACUUCCCAGCUUUCUUUUCAACACAGAGCGGCCUCUCUUCCCCGUAUCAAGUCUGCAACCCAGAGGAGGCUGCUGAUCUCAUCGCAAGUGCCCUCUCACUUGGUCUCCAGAGUGGCGUCCUGUUGGCCGUGCCCAUCCCCGAGGAGCACGCAGCAGCAGGACAGCAGAUAGAGGUCGCCAUACAGACGGCAGUGAAAGAAGCAAGCAUGAAAGGCAUCACAGGAAAAGAUGUGACCCCAUUCAUUCUUCAAAAGGUCAAUGAGCUGACAAAAGGAAAGUCCCUUGAGGCCAAUAUUGCUCUGAUUCAUAACAACGCUAAGGUGGGCAGUCAGAUCGCGUGUGCGCUGUCAGCAAGGAUGAAGAGGAGGAAAAUUACCAUCUGCAGUGACCAUAAACCAAAACCAUCUCAGUCAGACAUUGUGAGUAUGAACCCUUUUCUGUUGCUUCAUGUCGUGACAUGGUGUAUUCGAACAUGUCCUCCUCUGAUUCAGGUUGUGAUAGGUGGAAUUAAUGUGGACUUUAUUGCCAAAGGCAAAACUAAAACACUUCAAUUUGGACAGACCAACCCUGGCAGUGUGUGUCAGUCUUUCGGUGGUGUCGGACGGAACAUCGCUGAUUCCCUCAGUCGCAUGGGUCAUCAGCCUUUAUUCAUUUCAGCGACUGGCGCUGAUGAACACAGCGAAGCCGUGUUCAGCCACUGCAAACACAUGAACACGAGUGGAAUUGUGAAGCUGGAGCAGCAGAGCACAGCUACCUACUGUGCCGUCAUCACUGAGAGUGGAGAACUGAGUCUGGGACUUGGUGACAUGGACAUUCAUCAGAGAAUCACAGAGGAUUAUGUGUCCAAAUUCGAGAACCAGCUUUCCUCUGCUACUCUUGUCUGUCUGGAUGGAAAUAUUCCCACCUCCACCAUCAACUAUGUUUGCAAGAUCGCUAAAAAACAUGGUGUAAACAUUUGGUACGAGCCUACGGAUUCAGAGAAGGCCUGUAAACCUUUUCUCUCGGAAGCCUGGAAGUCACUGUCGUAUUCAUCUCCAAAUCUGGCAGAACUGUGCACCAUGAAUAGAACGCUGGGCUUACGGACCCCUGAAGUGCUGCCAAGCUCCUUAGAAGAAGUACUGAAUGUUGCCAUGACCCUCUCACGCCCCCUGCUGGAACAUCUUCACUGUCUGGUGGUGACCCUGGGGCAUUUGGGGGUGUUGGUGAGUGGAGAGCAUGAAGCAGGAUCUGUCAACCUAACACCCAGACAGAAGAAGACGAAGAGGAAGUUGUGCGCUCUCCACUAUCCAGCCCUGGCAGUAACGUCCGAAGAGACAAUGAACGUGUCAGGAGCAGGAGACAGCUUUGCAGGGGCCAUGAUGGCAGGGAUGAUCCAGCGGCGAGACACCCACACUUGUGUUCGGAUGGGACUUUUAGCUGCAAGGCUGUCACUGGCUUCACCGCAUCCCAUCGCACCCACCAUGACUUUAGAUGCUGUGGAUCCAAACCUUGUCCACGGUCCUAACUGGCCCAUGCCCACCUUCUUUUGGCUUGAUUGAGUUCUAAAAUGUGAUGUAUAAUGUACAUGAAGGACUAGUAAUGUCAUUAGAUAAACAUCUUUAAGUUUGAAAGCUUCAGCUAGCUUGGUGUGUCAGGAGGUACUGUAUUCAUGGAUAUAAACACUGCUCAAAAAGGAAAAUCCAGAAUCAACUCUUAUUCUUUCCUUCAGCAGUUUUUUUUUUGUUUGUCUUUUACUUUUAUUUCUGACUAUCUGAAACAGUAGACAAUGAAUGUAUGUCUGGAUUUUAAUUUCUGCAUUCCAGUAAAAUUCACAUAUGAGUGGAUUCCCUAUUCUGUCAUGAUGAUAUGACUGAGCAUCCUUUGCAGCUAAAUGUCCAACACUAGAGCAUGAGUAGCAUCCGUGAACACACUGCAGUUCCUGAACAAAAUGGACUACAGUAUAUUAAAGCUCAACUAUACCCUGGAGGAAAGACGACAGUGUAAUAGUGGAAAGAUAUAUGGGAAAUAAACGGAUAAUAGAUUUCCAUUCAAACCUCUUUAUUUUUCUGUAUUAAUUUCCACAAUGUAUUUACACUUUUCAUUUCUAUUUAUAUGUCCACAUUGGUUUCCUCAUCUCAGAAUCCCUGGUAUUCCCUUAUCAUCCUGUUUUUGUGUAAUGGAUUCAGAUGGAAUCAUAUUUUCUGUGAGAGUCUAUUUUCUGACAGCAGCGUGACUUCCAAAUGUCGCACGACACAUUUACUAAUGAUAUUUCUCUGUCGAAUUAGAGACCCCUAGUGGUGAUUAUGAAUAUUGCAGUUACGUGUACAGUAUAUAAUUGUAUAAAUAAUUCUCUUUAAUAACUUCCAUUCACUUCGUCUGCAGAUCUUGUUGAGUUUUUGUCUGUUUGCACUGAAAU
Messenger RNA from Synchiropus splendidus (mandarinfish), 3402 nucleotides. RefSeq lists its product as uncharacterized. The record is from RefSeq and is a predicted model, not a curated record. NCBI's taxonomy places the organism in Eukaryota, Metazoa, Chordata, Actinopteri, Syngnathiformes, Callionymidae. Bases 347 to 2545 code for a protein of 732 amino acids. Gene Ontology annotation, molecular function: kinase activity; pseudouridylate synthase activity. The transcript is spliced from 18 exons.